CGCUGGGGCAGAGGGCUGGCGGGCAGCUGCUGGGUCCCGGAGCUGGGAGCGCAGCGUGGUGCGCGAUCUAGAGCCAGCGGCGGCGAGCCUGGAGUCCCCAGCGCGGAGCCAAGCCAGCUGCAGUCGGGACCAGGGCUCAGGGGCGCGGCGGCGGCUGCAACGGGAGGACGAUGGCAGUGCCCGCUGGAGCCGGCGCAGCGAUUGCAGCCGCAGACCGCAGGCGCUGGCUGUGGUCUGUGCUGGCGGCGGCGCUCGGGCUCUUAACAGCUAGAGUAUCGGCCUUGGAGGUGUAUACACCAAAAGAGAUCUUUGUGGCAAAUGGGACCCAGGGGAAGCUGACGUGCAAGUUCAAGUCUCUUAACACAACCGGCAUCUCAACCUCAGUCUCCUGGAGCUUCCAGCCGGAAGGGGCCGACACCACCGUGUCGUUUUUCCACUACUCUCAAGGGCAAGUAUACCUUGGGAAUUAUCCACCGUUUAAGGACAGAAUCAGCUGGGCUGGAGACCUGGACAAGAAAGAUGCAUCAAUCAACAUAGAAAAUAUGCAGUUUAUACACAAUGGCACCUAUAUCUGUGAUGUCAAAAACCCUCCGGACAUUGUUGUCCAGCCGGGACACAUUAGGCUCUAUGUUGUAGAGAAAGAGAGUUUGCCCAUGUUUCCUGUUUGGACGGUAGUGGGUGUAGUAACUGCCGUGACCCUUGGUCUCAUGCUGCUCAUCGUCGCAAUCCUGGCUGUCCUUUAUAGAAGGAGGAACUCAAAACGGAAUUAUACUGGCUGCAGUACAUCAGAGAGUCUGUCACCGGUUAAGCAGACUCCACGCAAGUCUCCCUCCGACACAGAGGGUCUAGUAAAGAGUCUGCCUUCUGGAUCUCACCAGGGCCCAGUCAUAUAUGCGCAGUUAGACCACUCUGGCGGACAUCACAGUGACAGGAUUAACAAGUCAGAGUCUGUAGUGUACGCGGACAUCCGGAAAAAUUAAGAGAAGACCUAACGACACAUCCUGAGCAAGCAAACAACUCCCAACCGGACUCGUGUGAAGCAAGUGUAGCCCCUAACUACACGUGGCCUUGUAAACCUGGGCAAGGACGGCACCUGUGCAUUUGUAGAGGGAAAAAAAUAUGUAUAAAGGAUAUGUAUUCUAUUUAAUCUUCCUGAUGCGAGGAGCCAAUGUUGCAUGAUGAACAGAUGGUAUGAUUCUACGUAUGUAUAAAUUGUCUUGCUGAUUUUGUACUUUCUUCCAGGGGUAUUUAGGAUAAGAAAUUUCAGAAACAUUCCUAUCACCAUCAUUGAAACACAGUUUGCCUUAACAGAGACUGUAGCAGAUCUUUUAGUAUUCCGAUAGACAUGGCCUUUUUAUCUAAGGGCUUAACCAGUCUUAGCAUUUACUGUAGUUGGCGAAUGGAGAUACUCAGCUGGAAGCAUAGCCAGGUGGCCUGUGACCGAGUGUCAGCACCGUUUAUUUGGUUGUAACUUUUAGGAAAUAUCCAUUAGCUGUGCCACUUUUCAAGACAAUUUGAGAAGUUUUUGUUGCUGUUUUUCUCUCUAAAACAUGGGGCAGUUUUUAGCUUUAUAUGUUGUGUGAACUUACUUUGUUCUGCCCUUUAGUUAUGUCAUAUGAAUCUGUGGAUUCUUAACAACAAGAUUGGCAACGGUUAAAUGCCUGAGGUCAAGUCCUUCUAAGUACUUUUUGAUCGAUGCCAUAGAUAUAAUUAAAGUAGAAAAUCCAGGCUUUGCUUUAGGAGUAUUGUGCCAUUUGGAGAGUAAAAGGGAUCAGUUAUUCUCUUGGCUGAAGUUCUUUCUUGUUUGAAAUAAGAGUUCCCCAUGUAUAGCUGAUUUCCUUCUGAGAAAACAGAAAUGGGGUAAUAAGAUCGCCAGUCUCCAAUAUCGCAGAGCUCUCCCUGGAGAGUCAUCUUUACACAGCCUUCCGACGUGCUUCCAGCUGGAGGCAGCAGUCAAGGCUCUGUGAUAGCAUUAUGGUUCCUCAAAGACUUUGAGGUUAAAGAGGGUCGAGAUUUCUUAAAUCAGCAAGUAGGACAAGUACUUAGAAGGAUUUGACCUCAGGCAUUUAACCUUUGCCAAUCUUUCUAUUAAGAAUCCACAGAUU
Molecule: messenger RNA, 2105 nt
Organism: Choloepus didactylus (southern two-toed sloth)
Lineage: Eukaryota; Metazoa; Chordata; Mammalia; Pilosa; Megalonychidae
Gene: MPZL1
Product: myelin protein zero like 1
Exons: 6
Coding region: 171-980 (269 amino acids)
Cellular component (GO): focal adhesion; membrane; cell surface
Source: RefSeq, a predicted model, not a curated record